GCAAAGACCUAGGGGAGCUGUAGUCUGGUUCCCAGUCUCAGAGAGCUGAGCGGGUCUUUAAUUAGGGCCUGGGGGUCGUGGGCCAGUUACCGGAGCGGAGGGCUUACAUCCGAAUUAAGCUUUGUGGGCGCUUCAGAGUUUGGCCCUUUGACGCCAGCCUCCACAACAAGUUUUGAACCUGGAGAACGCAGAAUUUGGAGCGAGUGGUCUACUGGCUCCGCCCCUUCCUCAGUUUCUCCCUCGACGGCCGGCGUGCCGUCCGGGCACCGAACCCUCUGAGGACAGCGCCUGCCUCUGGCUUGUUCGUCGCAGAGUCUCCAGCACCUAGGACAGGGCCUGGCGCGAAGUAGGUGCGCAGCGAAUAGAGACUGCGGGAGAGAACGGACGCUUGCGGGCGGUUGUCCUUUGGAAAGCAGCGCUAAGUGGCUGAGAACCCGUGGUUUCUCUGUUGGGGAAGGGCUUGGCGUACCCGCCUGAUGUUAAGGUGGGGAACGCCAAGCUCAACUCUUCACCCAGCCUAGCCUACACCACAGUACACGGCGCUCCGCCCCUUCCGGCCCGGCGAAACCGGAAGUAGAGGCGAAGGUUUCCCAUGAGGCUUCGCGGGGCGCCUAUUCAAACUGCUCCGAGAGGAGGAAGGAGGUCGUGAUGGCGGCCCCGGAGCCGGAAGUGCAGUCCCCGGUCGCAGUCUCUGGUUUGGAGUGGUGUGAGAAGUCGGAGGAAACCCACGACCCCCAGAUAGAACUACUUGAGACUACUUCUGCCCAAGAACCUCCCAACCCUUCGGAGCCCCUUCGUCCCAGAGACUGCAUGGUGCCAGUGGUGUUUCCUGGGCCUGUGAGCCAGGAAGGCUGCUGUCGGUUUACUUGUGAACUUCUAAAGCAUAUCAUGUACCAACGCCAGCAACUCCCUCUGCCCUAUGAACAGCUUAAGCACUUCUACCGAAAACCUUCUCCCCAGGCAGAGGACAUGGUGAAGAAGAAGCCUCGGGCCACUGCUGAGGCAAGCAACAGGAAAUGCCAACAAACCCUGGUGGAACUGGAGAGUGUCCUCAGCCACUUGGAGGGUCUCUUUGCCCGGACGCUAGUACCACGCGUGCUGAUCCUCCUGGGGGGCAAUGCCCUCAGUCCCAAGGAGUUCUAUGAGCUUGACUUGUCCCGCUUGGCCCCGAACAGCAUGGACCCAAGCCUGAGCACAGCAGCCUGUUUGCGCCGCCUCUUCCGGGCCAUUUUCAUGGCUGACGCCUUUAGUGAGCUGCAGGUUCCUCCACUUAUGGGCACUAUUGUCAUGGCCCAGGGUCACCGUGACUGUGGAGAAGAUUGGUUCCGACCCAAGCUCAACUACAGAGUGCCCAGCCGGGGCCACAAACUGACUGUGACCCUGUCCUGUGGCCAACCUGCCAUCCCAACCACAGCCUGGGAGGAUUAUAUUUGGUUCCAGGCACCAGUGACAUUGAAGGGCUUCCACGAGUGAAAGGGAACGCUUCUUAAUUGUCAACACAGUGGCUAAAUUAUCUUUUCCCCACAGCACCAAGUCAGCCCAUCCCUUGCUUGAAGCUGGUUCCUUCCUGGUGAGAGGAGGGUUCUAUCCUGGCUGCCUGCUUCCCUUCCUCAGACUUCCUGGUGGGCUCAUGGUCUGCCUGGGGCAGUGAUGAUCAUCACUGAACAUGCAUCUCUUUGAAUCAAAGGCUGAUCUCCCCAGAGGGUGCUGUGGGUCAGGGGUUUCUUUUUGGGGUUGGAAAGCAAAACAUGUGCACACAGACAGACACCCUUGUGGAGGAGACACUCUUUUGCUUUUUGCCGUGGCUUUUUGGAAUCUUUAACAGAGACAUAAUGUGAAUGUGACUCAUGAACUUAAAUCUAAAAUGAAUGGAUUCCUAUUCAAUUUUCCUUGAAGACUCUUUUGGCCUAAAGAGCCUUUUUCAGGCUUAAGGCUAGAGUGUUUUGUCUUUCCCCUUGGCCUCAUAUGCUCUGGGCUUCCAGAAUUUUUUUUUUUUUACUAUUGGUUAUUUCUCUUCAUCAGCCCCAGCCUAAUCUGGGAAGUUAAGGGAUGUGGCCAAGGUUCUGUAACACUUUGCUAUGAGAGCUAACUCCUAGCCUGAUGGUCCUUCCUUGCCACAUACUGGUUUUUGUGAUCCUUAGAGCUUGUGUGCCUAAAGCAGAGGUCACACCGGGGAAGGAGGCUGAGAAAAGAAAACCGAGCUGGUGUUUGCAAAGCCUGAUUGAACCAUGGGCCGAGAUGCCAGGACUGCUCUGUAGGAUCACCUCCCUGAGGCCAGAUGUCCUUUCUGGAAUUCUGCCCAGCCUGUCUCCAUUGCACUUGUGUGGUGGCUGUGGGUAGUUACUGUUGGCAAUAUUGUCCUUAGGCAGAUCCCGCCUCCUGCCUGUGGCUGUUCCUCCUCAGCUGCAUCUCUGGCUUGCCCGUCCUGAUCCUUGCUGUUGUCCUCCUGGGCUUAAUGCUCUCCUCACCACUCAUUAUUGAUGCUCUUUGUCCCUGAGAACACCUGCUAAUUUCUUGGAAGCAAGUUGAAGACAGAACCCUCACUCUGCUGGUAUUGGAGAUUGGUGUGUGUGUGUGUGUGUGUGUGUGUGUGUGUGUGUGUAAAUGGGGACAAUAUAUACUAUUUUUUAUGUUUUAAGAAUGUUUUUAUGUUUCAAGAAAACAUAAAAAAAUAGUUCAUAUUUUAUCAUAGAUUUUAAGCACUUUACAUGCAUUAUCUGAUAACCUUGCAAAGUUGGUGUUCUUGUCCUCAUUUUAUAGAUGAGGCUUGGGGAGAUUAAAUAACUUGCAUUAAGUGUUAAAACCUGAAUUCAGACCCUGUCUAGCUGGUUCCAGAGGCUGAGUGCUUUACACUGUGCUGUAUGUCCUGUGUGAUAUGACUCUGAAAUUAUUAAAACAGGGUUUGCCCUGUUGAAGGUAGCAGCAUUGCAAAGCUGCAGGAAUUCCCUCUCUGGCUUCAGAUUGUGUUUCCCAACAUGGAACCUGCUAUUUAUUGGUGCUAAGUAAAUAUGGAAUCAAUGCAGACAAAA
This is a messenger RNA of Sus scrofa (pig), 3029 nucleotides long. Lineage: Eukaryota; Metazoa; Chordata; Mammalia; Artiodactyla; Suidae. The record is from RefSeq and is a predicted model, not a curated record.